AUGAGCGGUGCCGGUCUCGCACUCCACGUCGACAACAUUCUGUACGUGCGGAAGGCACUCCUCGUGCACGAGUACGAGGCGGCAGACAAGCUCAGACCAGUCGACUUAUUGAUUUCCUACAUCAGGGCCCACUUCACCCGCUUUAUCGCCGCUUUGCCAAUGGCCAGUCGGUGUACCCGCUUGCUUUCGAGUCCACUGAUGCCUUACUUCUCGUUAACGAGGUCAUACGACAAUUGGCAGAAGGUUCUUCGUUCUCACCAGCACAUUUUCCUGCCUUACGUGACGAUGACGUUGCCCGCCGCCUACGACAUGAACUUUUCCCUUCAUCAUCAUCCUCUACCUCUUCCGCAUUCCGACCAGCUAUGGGUUUCAAUCAUCCGCGAGGAUCACAGACAUCCGGCGGUCUGUACAACUUCAUCGACCGGGACGUCCCUUACCACACCCACCGGCUGGACCAAAGAUUCGGACCUCAAGAUUGAUGGAUUGACAACAACAUUACGACAAGCUUUGCCAUCGAUUUCCGACUCUCGCAUCCACGAGUGGCUGACCAGCAGAUACGCACUGACACGCGUUCAGGUUGCUCACACCUUACAAACGUCCGCUCUCCGACUCCUCUUCUGCCUGGAGAUCUUCAGCUUUGACCACUUUUUCGCUGAGGAUUUGGGGGACGACGAUGACGAGGUUCCACAAUUUCCUCCGCGACCCCCAGUACGUCACCACCUACCGCCUCACCCACACAGACUUCUUGGAUCUUUUCUGGACUUUUACAUUGCGGCAUCGCCGAUCAUACGACAAGUUCUUCCACAUCACGUUUUUGGACGUCUUUCCUGGGUACGCGCUCUGUGGUUCCUACAACUUCAUCGCCUACGGUUCGCCACUACUACCAACCAUCGCGGUCUCCAGGAUUUAUUCUUCAACUUGGACGUACAGCGGUACACUCUACGACAUCAUCUAGAGUCUAGCGUUGUCUACAUCAAAGUCUCCCACAAACACCCCGGAUGGUACAUCGGCUCCACCAUCCACACGAUCACCGACCGGGAAGUUAGCCGCCGGUCAAAAUACAAUCAACUUUGUUCCGGCACGCAAGCGUUCUUCGAGCCUGCCCUACGCAUCUGGCACGCGGCCGGUACAUAUGACCAUCAUCUACCGAUUACUCUACAGCACCGACCUACUGAGGAACAAGUCCGCGCCUUGGAACAAGCUCUGAUUGCUACAUAUCACCCACACUUGAAUGCCCCUUUCGUGUACACGUUUCUACGAAAAUUGGGAGUGCAACUGGAAGUACCCAUGGUCGUCACCUUCUUGGAAGGUGGCAACGGAGCUCGUCUUCUACGCGCUCAUCAUCGGUACACACACUACCGGGAUCUACCGGAACUCCUUGGCACUCGCUCCCUCAUCGAGCAACGGGAGACCCUCGCCACAAUCAUACAAUAUGUCGGCAGCAAUGGCAUUCUCAAGUUCUUCUCACAACGAGUUCUGCGUCGGAAUAGCACUCCGAUCGCCUACCUCUACUUACUCGUCCGCUUCCUUGUUUUUGUGGAUGAGGGGAUAUUCCGCCUCGUCACCGAUUACUUCCUCUUCCUCAGUUGGCUCAUGACUUUUUACGACAAGCUCAACAUUGGACAACGCACACCCUCAGAUCAUGUAGCAGCUCCGGCCGAUGUCGUCCUGAACGAAUCCAUCUAUCGGGAGAACAUGAGCGACGGCCGAUGGUUGACCAAAUCACAAUUUCGCAGGUAUACAGUGGCCCCUAUGAACCGAUGGUUCAAGCUGUGGCGACAACCUGACCAAUCCCUACUUCGCUGGCAAGUUUUUGUCUCACACCAAUGGCGACUACACGGACAAACUCUACGGAUGCGACCUGACGGCAGACAGUUACGUGAACUCAAGAACUUACGGGAAAGCUCUGAGCACAUCGUGAUUUCCCCCAUUGAUCAUGGCCCGCAUUUGGCGUAUGGAUUCUGUCCUCAACAAUACUUCGACAUCCUGACCAAGACCUUUCUGGAUCCGGCAGUUUUCUGGCGACGAGACACCAACCCGAUGCAGCUGUCGGAACGUAUACAACGAGCUAUCAAACGACACGUUCCUACACGCUAUCACUGGGCCCUGGCACCCAAAGAAUCUUUGCCGUACGCCUACGUGCUCCCCAAGCCCUCCAAACAAUUCUUGAAGGGUCGCCCGAUUGUCAGCUAUUCCAACACGUGGUGUGCCACGCUCGCGAAAUUUCUUUCCACCGCAGUCCUACAGAUGCUACAGACGGUCGUUCCACCUCAGUUCGUUUCCCCUACUGUCCACUCCAUCAUCCAGACGUUCAUACAUGCCUUCCGCAACAACCCGGUCACGGUGGAACUUCAGCUACUUCAACAAGAUCUUUCUGGUUUCUUCACUUUCGUUCCACAUGAUCGCAUUUACCACUCGAUCUCGUCGUUGACAGACAUGUUCGCUCGCCACCAACAGAUUCCCUUGGACUCUGACAUACAGAUCACGAUGCGGGACCGCAAUUCACUUGGUCGCCUAUUUCGAGGCCGAUAUCGAAAAGCCGGUUCACAUUACAAACCUCUAUGCCUUCGUGAUUUACCUUCAUUGGUUAUGUUCUUGCUACGUCACUCUUUUUUCACAGUUGGCACGGAAAUUUUGGUGCAACAUCGCGGUGCCUCCAUGGGCUCACCCAUGGCCCCCUCAAUGUGCGGAGCGACCGCAGCCCUGUGGGAAGCCACUUUCCACCAACUCAUCCGCGAUCAGUUGCUGACUUCUCGUUAUUUCUGUUCCUCACGCUAUGUGGACAAUCGUUGCCUCCUUCGGAUUUGGGAUGGGGAGCUGGAAUCCCUGGACGACUGCCAACGACACCACUCCCGCCGAGGUUACGAUCCUUUCUCUUCAUCCUCUACGUCAUCGUCUGGUUGGUUUCAAGAGGUAUACCUACAUCCACAUUUCUAUGGCCUUCCCUUGGAAUUGGAGCACGUUCCGGGACAAGAACUGUUGGGCACCGUCGUGGACACCGCACAACGAACACUCAGGGACUCACCACGCGGAUUUAUCUCAUUUGCAGAUUAUCCUGGCCCAAAGCCGUCAUUGCACCUCAAGUUCGUGAACUUAUUCAUCUAUAUCGUGAACGAGGUUUCUCUGAACGCUCACUGGAAGACGCAUCCCGAUCCGUACUUCGUCGCUUUGGACUACGUUGGCGACAGGAAAACGACCCAGCAAACGCCGUCGACGACAUCGCCACCAUACUACCUCCUCUUCUUCCACAUCGUCUCGACCUUCCAAAACCACGUCAACCUCGUCGUCGACAUCCUCAUCGUCCUCAUCCUCUUCUUCGUGCUCCACUACGGAACUACAAGCAAUGGACCCGCCUACCUCCUCGUCCCGUCCAAAGAAACGUUCACGGGAGACACCUUCCGGGACCAGCACUACCACUCCAGCGACGGGACCUUCACUCACCACGACUAA
Symbiodinium sp. CCMP2592 is the source of this 3450-nucleotide messenger RNA. The record is from the annotation of a GenBank genome assembly. Lineage: Eukaryota; Dinophyceae; Suessiales; Symbiodiniaceae.